AUGGCGGACCCUUUGUAUUGCAUUUGCAGACAAACAUAUGAUCCGUCGCAGUUUAUGAUCCAAUGCGAUUCGUGCGAGGAAUGGUAUCAUGGAAGGUUAGCUUGACUAUUGCUUAAACUUUCGGUGUUAAAAAAUUGGUAAAUAAUCCCAUUUUUUUUUGUUUAGUUGUGUUGGAAUUGAGGAAUACCAGGCUCCCGACAUCGAGCGAUAUCAUUGCCCUCAGUGUGCGUUGCUACAUGGCCCGCUAACUCGUAAGUAUCCCUAUUUAUUUUGUUUUCUACAGCUAAGAAUAUUUCUGAAAUUGGGAGCUCUAAAGCUGCUGUUUAUCGACUGUCUUGGGGUUCAAAUUGACGCUAAAACUAAACCCGAUCGAAGGUAAGGUCACCACGCGAAUUACACAAAGCUGGAAUUGAGUGCUACAAAGUAAUUUUGAUACAAUUAUCCAUGAAUGAAAUUGACUUUUGGCUCGUUGUAUGUCACGGAAUGAAUGAAGUUUUAGCUGGGAAUUAACGUAUCUCAGCAAAAUUGCAUAACUCUGCUCAUUUUAGUUGUUGAGUACGUGCAUAUAAACACCUGUUUGAUUGAAUAACUCAAUCAGAGCCGAACUAAGUUAUCCCGCACGUUUUUGUUAACUCAUUUCUUUGCCGAAGCCAACAGUUGUUUGGUCUCUCAUCCCCUUAAUUAAUACGCUGUGAAAAUGUUUGUCUUAAUCUGGGUUCUUGAGUUCUUACAUUUCUAAAUGAUUUGUUUUGAAACCUAAAGGCGAGUGUUGUUGUUGCGCUAUGAAAGGAUGCCGAUAGCUCUUUGUACUGACACGAUACACGAUACUUCAAUACCGUUGUACUCUUUCAAAACUCUGUUAAUAACCAGUAAUACUGUUUGAUGCCUUCUCCUAGAUAUCAAUCCAAUAAGAGUGGUUGUGUGAUGAUGGUAAAGGCGGCUUAAAACAACGAAAGCUUUAAAAAUCAUUUUAUAUGUAGUAUAUAUUUGAUUUAAAGUUUAGAGACGUUAAUUUUUCUUUAUUAUAAUCUGCCCGAUGUCCUUAUACUGAGACUGUUAUAUAUUUGUUCGGCCACAUAAAUAAUUUGGGCUUGAGAAGAAUGUUUUUGAUUUGUUUUGUUGUCAUUUAUAGUGUACUAUAGCUGUUUCAGUUGAAUGAUCCCCAUAAUUCAGGUCAAAAAUGUAAUAUUCCGGAAAACAAUGCAAACCAUGUAUUAAGACAUGUUUAAAUACAACGUCUUUGCCAUGAUUUAUUCUAGGAAUUGGCCAAUAAAUAAGGGUGUCAUCCCUUUCUGAAAUAUUGUAGGGGGCCUUUACUCAAUCACCCUUUCGCAAUUUCAGAACAAAAAAGACAAUCGCACUUCGCUCCUUUGUCUGUAUCACUGUAAAGAGAUUCAUCAAUGUUUCAAGCACCAGCCCGCCCUUUGCUUGUCAGAGAUAAUCAAGGGAUUUUUGGUUGCAUGUGGUUUACAUAUUGAACAGUGGAUCUACUCUAUUGGAUGAGUGUACUCUACUGUAUGUAGGGCCACAAAUUAGACUCUUCUCUUAGUGAUCUAGUUGGUUUUUAUUGCUUGACAGCUAGGUAGGGUGAAGCAUCUACAUAAACCCCAUUUACACGCGCUAAAAAAAUCGGCACGGCAAGCCAAAUUUUUGGCACUGUGCCUCGUUUACCCAUGCCGAGACUACCUCCGGGAGGUAGUCUCGGCACCCCUAAAAUUUUGAGCACUGGUGCCAUAUUACAUUUGGGACCGAUACAUUUACACGUUGAAAACUGGGAGUGCCGUGCCUUAAAAUCGUCAGCACGGUGCUAAAAAUUUGGUGUGCCGUGCCGAUUUUUUUAGUGCGUGCAAAUGGGGUUUUAAUCAACACUAGAUCAGCGUUUGAAUUUUGAUCAGUCCUGGUUAUGUUCUUAGGUUGUAUUCUACCUGCUUAAAAGUUGAUCAUUGUUGCUGCAAAAAAUCACAUUCAGUACAUUCACUAAAUCUCAGGAUUUUUGUCGAUUAAUUAAUGUCAGCUUGGGUAAUGUUUGUCAACAAAUUGCCAAGCACUUAUAAAAGUUUUUCUCAGAACUCCAAUCAGAGAAUUAUUGCAGACUCCUUUAAUCAUUUUUUAUUUGCAGUCAAAAAGCGGAGGAACUGGCAUCGUCAUGACUACAGUGAAAUAGAUGAUGGAUCAAAGGUAAGGAUGACAAUGAAAUGGAUGUUGGAAUGGACAAACAUUACCCUAAAAUAAUUCACUAUCAUUUUUGUCAGUUAUUAACAUCUUUAUUGGAUGUAUGAACUCAAGAUGUCAAGGACGACUAUUUGCAUGAUGGUUCAUUAGUUUCAAAAAAGAUCAUGGGUGCAGUAAUUCAGCAGGGUUCCUACAUGUCAUGGAAAACCUGAAAAGUCAUAGAAUUUUUCAGGCCUAAAGAGUCAUAGAAUUUAUGUGGAAUUUAGUCACUGUACUGUCCAAGCAAAGAAAAAUAGGACAAAGACAAAAGAGUUAUUUCAAAAAAUUAAUACUCUAAAGCAAUGAUUAGUUUGAAACUUUUUGAAAGGAACAGCUUUAAACCUAGAGGUCUUGGAAAAAGUCAUGGAAAGUCGUAGAAUUCAAAGAGCUCAAAAAGAAAAUGCCAGUAAGGUUACUUAUUCAGAUAAUAGGCAAGUUCAGCAACGAUUUUAGUCACCAUACAGACAAAUCACAUUUUUUGAUUUUAUUAUGGAACGAACUAAUAUUAAAACAGUUGCUGCCAAAGGAGUACAGUCAAACCUGUAUUAAGCGGACCUCUACUAAGCAGUCACCCUCUAUUAAGCUGUCACUUACCGAAGUCCCGGAAAUCAUUUCCCUUAAUUACAGUAAAACUGACCUGCAUUAAGCGGUUACUUGUAUUAAGCGGUCGCAGUCACCUUUUCUGAGGUCCCAACGAAUUAUUUUUUAUUGUCUUCACCUACUUUUGACAACCCUGGAAAACGUACCAUACUAGUACAACAGGUCACACUGUGAAUGGCAUCAAAUGGUCUUUAACCUUUUUCUUUUGGCCCAAGAAGAGGUAGAAACAGGUGGAGGUCAAUUUGUCGUGUGAUAUAUAUUUCACUCUUUGACUACCUUCAUUUUCUUGAAGAAUUCUCACGUUUGUCAAACCUGUAUUAAACGGUCAUUUAACUAUAUUAAGCGGUCAGUAAGCCAUUCCCAAAGGGUGACCACUUAAUACAGGUGUGACUUUACUAAGAUAACAUUUAGAGUGGACGUUUGUGCCAAAGUAUGUAAAAGUAUAGUGGACUGGUGGUAAUGAUGUUUUCUACACUUCUGAUUUUGUAGGCAGUUCAGACAGGGACUGUUGCAUUUAUCAAGGAACUGAAGAUCAGGAAAUUCAAGUAAGUGAGCUCAUAAACCUCUCAGCCCUUUAUUGUGUGUUAACAUUGGAUGCAAAGCAUCAGCAAACUUUGAGCAAAGCCGGGUCACAUUCUUGGUAAGAGGUGUCAUCUCACCACUGUACCAUCUUUUGUUUUCUUCCAAUAAAUGAGCACCUCAAAAGUAAUAUUUUUUUUCUGAUUUAAUGGUAUUUGUGACUUGAUUGUUAGAGAGGGAAACAUUGUACAGAAGCUUGCAAAUGGAAAAGAGCUUACUGUGGACACCUUUGAGAAAAAUGGCUUCAAUAGGCCAAUACUCGUUGCAAAGAAAGAAGGUCUUGGAAUGAUCAUACCAGACAGUAAUUUCUCUGUCAUGGAUGUGGAGCAAUGUGUUGGUAUGUGUAAUUUUAUAUGUGUACAUGAAACACAAGUAAUACCCCUUUGCAUCUUAUAUUAUAGUUUUGCAGUGCCAGUUGCUCUGACUGAUAUAAUGACGAAACAAGGACUUUAACUUCUCAGCUGUUUAAAAACAAUAAUCUGUCGCACUCCUAAGAAAGUCUCCAUUUGUUAACCCUACAACAAACUCACUCUGUACCCCUCUCUCCUCACUUAGAUCUUCAUGUUGAUUAAGAUCAUGUUAAUUAUUUUCAAAAAAUGAAGAAAUAAAUCUUAAUUUGCAGGUCCCAUGAGGGAGCUGGAUGUGAUCGAUGUCUGCAGACAAGUAAGAUUAACUAUAACUUGUCCAUUUUUUUAACAGAUUGAGUGACAGUUUUUCAGCAUUUAACCCUUUAAGUCCCAAUAUCCACAGACAAAUUCUCCAAACUGAUCUCUAUACAUUUCCUCUAAGAAUUAGUUGAGAGAAUUUGAUAAAAGAUCAAAGUAUUUUCUCUUAGGUGAUCAUUUUUUUUAAUUCUCAUAACCUCAUCUCAUGACAAUGUAUGGAUAUCGUUAGGAGAAAAUUGGUGUUGGUCACUAUUGGGACUUAAAGGGUUAAAAUCAUUAUUUACCUACCAAUGUAAAAACAGGUGGCAGUUAAAAUCAAUUAAUACACAUGUGUGCUUUCUAAUUUAUUUGACAGGAUGAUCACCGUAUGCGAAUGAGAGAAUGGACAGAAUAUUGCAUGAAUCCAGUAAAAAGAAAGAUCCUGAAUGUCAUCAGUUUAGAGUUUUCUAACACCAGGUAUGAUCAGCAUAUAUUGUAAGGCUCUACCAGGCCUUGUAAUAGGGUGUGAUUAAAAAAUCAGAAAUUUGUGGCUUUUCAGAGCAGAUUGUGCAACAAAUUAUGGAAAUUGUGCAAUUUUUUAAGGGCUUAAUUAAACUUGUUUUACCAAGUUUGAAAUAAGAAAAAUCCUUUAAUGUUGUUUAAUGGACAAACUUUGGGUGUAAAAACUAAUAUUAUACGUGUAACAUUGUUUUUAGAACAAAGUUGUUAGAGUUUGUCCUAUUAUCUUGAUAGAAAAGAAUAAUGUGUGACUUCUGUGCAGAUCUUAGCUGUUUGUCUUGUUUGCAUUCAUUAAUAAAUUUAUCCUCAGGCAUCAGCCUUAGUUUAUCAUUAUAUUUUCAGUGCAUUAAUGCUGUCCAAUAUUGACUUUUGUGAUUACUACUUUGUUUUAGCAUGUCACAGCUGGUUCAUGCUCCAGCAAUUGUGAGAGAAAUAGAUUGGGUCAAUCAUGUGUGGCCUGCAGAUCUCCCAGAGGACAGGUGAGUUUGAGAGUUUGAGAAAUCUCUUUCAAAUGUAGUUUUGUCACUGUUACUUGUACAUGUAUGUAAACUAUAUAAAUGUGUGCUGCUGUGAAGGGUACAUGUAGAUUACAAGCAGUUGUGUCUAGGAUGGGGUUUAGAAAUCAGUGGGUUUUGGUCUACAAUAGUAGGAAAUUGAUGGUGUAGAUGUUACAGGUCAAAAUUAUAUUGGAAGUCACAUAUCGCUUUGAAGCUGGAGUUGUAAACAUGAGGAUUACUGUGCAAUUUAAGUUUCGUAAUUUCUUUGUUUUGUUGAUGGCCAUCUUGAAACAUGGGAAACAGUAUGUCUGUGCAUUUGGUGGCAGCAUCAAGUCAUGGGAGGCUUAAAGAAUGUAAUCAAAUAUGAGCGCGUAAGGUUUUUUUUUUUUGGAUUAAGCUGGCCAUCUAUCGAUAUCUAACUCGGAAAUGAACCCUACAGCUCCAAAAUUUUUUUAGAGUCAUUAGAUUUAAAAAUUGAUUGUGUGAACAUCCAAGAAGUUUCCAUUGUCAAAUACUUAGGUGUCACUUUUGACUCAAACUUGACUUGGAAGAAUCAUGUUAUAUUGAACUCUGCUAAAAACUUUCGAAAACUGUAGACACAUUUUCCAAAUUAAGGUGCUAUAUUAAUGUUGAUAUACUAAUUACGCCUUACUAUUCCAUAAUUUACCCCUUUCUAACUUAUGAUCUAUUCAAGUUUGGGGUCUCACAUACUCAACCUACCUAAAACCAGUGACUACUUUGCAAAAACGAGUUGUCAGAAUAAUGACUUUUUCAGAGCCAUUGCUGAAGUCUCUCAGACUCCUAAAAUUCUCUGAUAUAAUUCAUUUUAAAAAUUUUUUUUGUAUAUCAGUGGUAUCAUAAAUUAAUCACAGAAUGAUAAUCUGUUUGUUAAAUCAGCUCAUGCAUGUACUACUCAAUACGCCAUUUUGUUACACUGGUACCAACCUUUGGAAUUCUUUAUCCAUUGAUGUCAAGAAAAUCAAGCCAUUUUCUAGUUUUCUUCAAAAUAUCAAGAAUUCUGUGAUUGAUGGUUGUAAAAGUGUUAUUAAUUCCUGAAGUUUUAUGAUUAUAUUAUCUUUAACUACUAUGUGAUCAUUGAAGUAAUACUUUUUAUCUAAAACAACUAUUUUGUCACUAUAUUCCUUCUACUCGUAUUUUUGUUUUGGGUCAUCUACUCAGUUAGUUCUGGAAACUAUAGAGGUGUCUCAAACCCUGACUCUGCACAAUGAACCGAAAAUUGAAACAUUUCUUUCCUUAUUCACUAUCUUUUAUUUUUAUAUUUAAAGGCUCUGAAUUGUAUUAAUAUUCUGUGUGAGUUUAAAUAAAAAUUAACUUGACUUUUCGAGAAAGUGUGACAAAUCAGUAACCAACUCAUGAAAGCGUGAGAUAGGUUGUAAAAUCAUGAGACUUGGCAAGUCUGUUUUAAUCAUUCUUUUCUUUCACAGUCUACACAAGAAGCCAUUAGUCCAAAAGUACUGCUUGAUGGGGGUAAAGAACUCAUACACAGACUUUCAUGUUGACUUUGGUGGAACAUCUGUGUGGUAUCAUGUUCUUAAGGUUUGUGGUACUGUAAAAUGAGCUUUGCUGUUCUAUUUGACUAUGCGACUCAAGAUAGUUAAAGUGUUUAUGAGCCACUGAACUUGGCAAAUAAAAUAUUAGGUUUCAAUCUAAUCUAAUAAAUUAAUUUUAUUUUAGCAUCGCAAAAGCUUACAACCUGAGGAAAAUCCAAAGUUAGUGGGUUUCAGUGCACUGGAAAGGAAUUAAUUGAAGUAAAUGUGUGGCUGACUUGAAGGAGAGCUAGUUGUUUUUAUUAAAACAGCAAAGCCAAAUAUGGGAUGACACGUACAGUACAUGCUGCAUACAUUGUAACAAACAAUUAAUUAAUGUUAAGUAUCAAGUUUCAUCAAUGUCCAUAGGGUGUAGAGAAAAGGAUAUGACAUAAAUUUGGUAUAAAAUAUUAUUAAUAUUCAUGGUUUGUCUCACAGUGAUUACAAAGUUUGGUCCAUUUUUUUUUUUUCAGGGUGAGAAAGUGUUUUACUUCAUAGAGCCAACAGAAGAAAACUUGACCCAGUAUGAAAAAUGGGUAUCAUCUGCCAGGCAGAGUGAGAUGUUUUUUGGUGAUAUGGUCAAGAAUUGUUACAGUUGUUCAGUUAAACCUGGCCAAACUCUCUUCAUUCCUACAGGUACAGUUAUGAACAGCACACUGAAAAUUUUUCAGUGUCAAUGUCAUUAGCAUCACAUUUUGAUGUUUAUAUUGUUCUUUCAAUUUAGAUUUUCUUAGACAGUACUUAAAAUUCAGUAGCUUUUAAAUCUUUUGCUCUUUAAAGGUAUAUUACAUGCACGUAGUUGAGAGGUGUGCAGAUGUUGUGUAGUACUGGUUACUACCCCUUGUAGAAUCAGACACUAUGUAGAAUCUAUGCAAAUGCUAUGUCACAAAGCUAUGCAAAACCUAUGUUAAUCACUCAUACAUUGCUUUAACCAGAUCCUAUGUUGUUUCUAUGCCAGGACUAUGUUUUUUGUAUCGAAAAUGCUAUGUUUUCGCUAGUCAAACGGAACCUACUUAAAAGCUAUGCAGUUUUUAAAGGUAGGAAUAAAGGACGAAAUGACAUAGUUUCCACAUAGCCUAUACAUACAGUUUACUUAGCUUGUGGAAAGAGAUUUUAGACUUCAUAGUCAACCUCAUAGAAAAAUCAUAGAAAAUAAAUAGCCUUCACAUAGGACUGAAAUAGAGUUUACAUAGUAAAAUGGAACAGGGAACAGUUGAUUAAAUAGCUUUUGAAUAGGGUUUGCCUAGAAUUUAGAUAGCCUAGAAAUAGAAAAAACAUAUGAAAAACAUAGCCUUUUUAAAGGUGACAUAUACUUUGCAUAGCAUUAAAAUAGGGAAAACACAGAACAAAUAGUCUUUGCAUAGGUUUGAAAUAGGAUUUUAAUAGUAUUUGAAUAGGUAAAACAUAUCACAUACACAAGCUUUAACUAGAGUUCAAACAGAAAUUACAUAGAAUUGACAUAGUCUCUUAUGUAUGUAGGUUUCGAUCUGCUUAAGCAAAUGUAGUGUUUAAAAUACGUUCGUAAAAAUCACCAAAAUAGUAAAAAUAGUAUAAAAUAUGAAUUAGAAUACCUUUUACAUUGGUAAGAAAUAGGUUUUGAAACGAAAAAUUGAAAAACUAUGGCAAUAUAAUACCACGAACACUAAUAGUAACACAAAUGCAGUAUUUUCAUGGAGGUUUCAGAAUCGAAACCCUAAGUUUAAGUUUGCUUAUCGUGUAGACUUUUUGCUGAUGUCGUGCUCUUCAGUGCCAUACAGUUUCCUUUUGACUGCAACGAAUAAGUAUCUGCAAACAGAAAAGUGGAGAUUUUAAGGCAAAUGAACCUAAAAACAACCUGACGUUUUAGAAUUGAAACGAAGGAGUAUCAAAGCGUGAUCGACCGAUCCUUGUUCAGAUACGCGAAAAGGGGAGACAACACAGGCAAAUCGAAACUUAAUUGAGAAAAACAUCACUUACCACCGAUAGGAAUACUUUUUGUUGAACCUGGCAGGAAAAAGACUGUAAAUUGAAGUAAAAAGAAGCGUCUUCUCGUAAAAACGCACGCUUACAGCUCGUCUUCUUUGACUUGAAAGCGCCCGCGUCGAAACAGACAAUUUUCACACCUUUUCAUUGGUUGAAAAGGCCCACGUGACGAUAAAACGCAAAAUACGCAUGUGUUGAACUCACGGGCUUCCCUGGGAACUAGUGGAAACAAAAUGGCUGACAAACAUCCACCGAGGCAGGUAGCGUUUCGCAGUUUUGACCAUGCAGUUAUAUUCAGGAGACGUCCACAAUCAAGACCAAGGAUCGAACCCAAUGUAAAAGAAGAAAAUGAUGCAUGGAAGUAUCAUUUCAAGUGAAGAACUCUAGAGAAAAGCUAGAAAGGAAAGUUAAGACAGGGAUGAUGGAUGUAGCGAUUCAAUGCUUAACAAAAGUCUUCUCACUAAGAAACUAUCUGGAAGCACAAAAAAAAAUUAUAGUACAUGAUUUUUCAGUGUUAUAGUUUAAAACACUGCCUUUUACUUUGGAAGUAUGCUUAGCCUUCUGUAAGCGCUACCAUCAACAUGCCUAGUCACUUAAAAGCUAUGUUGGAAUAUCACAUAGGAAACGCAUAGACUACAUAUAUUUUUCAUAUGAGUGACAUAGGAAAAAAUAUGUUUAUGUGAAAGCUAUGUAGCCUUUAUCUCAUGAUAAAGCUAAAUGAAAAUGUCACAUAGUGAAUACAUAGGCUGCAAAUAUGUUUCAUCACAUAGCAUAGAAUAUACAUAGCACUAUGUAAAAGCUAAGAAACUUGUUGGAAAUAAAAGUGAAGAUCGAAAUGCUAUGUAAAAGCUAUUUUACUUUGAUGCAUAGUGAAUACAUAGGAUGCUAAUCAGAAGGAAAAGCAGAACUUUCUAUUGCAUAGUAAAUACAUAGCUAUGUCAAGACUAUGAAAAGAUUUUGAAUAGUAUUUGCAUAGGUAUUCAAAAGCUAUGUGCUUUUCAAAUAGCCUAAACAUAGUUUCAACAUAGAUUUUGCAUACUUUGGACUAUGUUGUUUGGUGUGUUACAUAGUUAAUACAUAGGCAGUAGUGAACAUAACAUAGCUGAAACAUAGUCCAACAUAGUAAAAAAAUAGCAUGAGCAUAGGUUUUGCAUAUGUCUGGUUCUACAAGGGUACCUGUGCUUCUUAUUUCAAGUUAAUGUGCCAAGAUACCCAAUGGAUUUACCAAGCAGUCAUACUUUUUUAAUGUUUGUUAUUUAUCUAGGAUGGAUCCAUGCUGUUUUUACUCCUGUUGACUCACUUGUGUUUGGUGGAAACUUUCUCUGUACUUACAACGUUGAACUUCAGCUAAGGUUUGUCAAAAACACUGUGGAAUUUGCUUAUCCUGAUAUGUUUAUGUUCCUUUGUGACAUCCAGGAACUUGUGAAAAGAAAUUGUGUUCUAAAUAAAUCAGUUGUAAUUGGAAUUAGAUCAUGGCACAUAUUGUCAGAUAGUUUUAAAAGAUGAGUAAGAAAAGCUCAAUCAUGAGCACCACUCUUUUUUAGGGUGUAUAAACUGGAGAGACAGCUCAAGACCCCUGACAAGUUCCUUCACCCUUGUUUUGAAACAAUUAAUUGGUACGCAGCUGUUUAUCUCUUGGACAGACUCAAAGGUGAGAAAUCUAAAUACCUGUGGGGAUUAUUUAGUUAUUGCUAAAAAGUGAGCACUGAACUUCUGAAAGCUGGUGUUUCUGUGGAGGCUAAAGAACUAAAUAUCUUUAGGUAGUAGUACACAUAGACCUAGCUACCUGCUCAUGCUAUAAAUAUUCUCCUUUUUUGGCCAGUUUCUCUGUCUUCUUUCACUCAAACCCCAAUGAGCGUGGCAAAUGCCAAGACUGAAAAAGCUAACUCCUUAUUUUUUAGAAGAAAACAGUGAUUGUUGAAAAUUGCUGUAGCAAAUUGUGAUUUCCACUGCUGAUACUCCUCUGUUUUACUGUGAUCUGUAUCUCUCUUCUGUUGUCUUUUCAAAAUCCCUGGAAGGCAGACAUUAUUUUAAAUGCCUUCUCUCUAAGUUCGUUUAUCAGGGUAACCCACAUUUCAAUGAUCACACCAUAGGAAUUCAUCCACACCCUCGAAAGCCAACAUUACAUUUCUCCAUAACUGAGUGUUUCUCUCUGUCUGUUUCAGAUUGUCAUGAAUCUGGGCGGAAGCCAUCGGAGAGCUUGGUGAAAGGCUUAAAUGUUUUGUCCAUAGCACUCAAGGUGUGGAGCUCUAAAGGAGAAGUAAGUACAAGAUGAUGGGUGACCUGUGUCAUCCCAACAUUACUGCAAAUACAUGUAUGAUCCUCAGAUUCUCUUCAGUUUCUUUAGUAUUAUGGGCUGUUAAUAAUAGCCAGGACUCUGACCCCUGACUAUUAUAACAAUGCAGAUCUCCGGCUAUUUUCAAAGGAAGCAAAAGGAAACCAAGAGAGAACCAAGAGAACUUCCCAGCUAUUCAUUGAUUAUAUAGCUUAACUAACUUGAAAUUUUAGUUAUUAAGUAUUGUGCAGGGUUCGCACAGUUGUGAAAAGUCCUUAAAUUUCUGUGCAAGUCCUUGAAAAGUUCUUGAAUUUUCUUCAACUUUGAAUACAGUGGCCUGGAAAGUGUUUCUUAAUACUUUUUGUAAAUCACAGCUCAGAGAAGUUAAUGGUGAUUUGCACACAGUGUUUUUUUUUAGUUGUUGUUUUAUGUAAUAGUUAACUAUCAAUUUAAGACAAGUGAACUGAAAAAUGGAGAGAAGUUGGUGGAGCAAAGAGUUCAAGCCUUAAAGUCCUGUUAGAAUGGACUGGGAAUGUGCAUUUUUGUACAAUCUUUGAAAUUACAUUCCUGGAAAUCAAAUGUGGUCCUUGAAAAGUCCUCGAAAAGUCCUUGAAAAAUAGUUGCAAUUUUAAGUAUGAACCCUGUUUUGUUCUUUCUUUUGUAAUCUCUACAGGAGUACACAAAGCUUCACAAAUUUUUUAUUCCUGAUAAUAUAUCUCCAAGCAAGUUGAUCAAAUCCAUCGCCAAAGAACUGAAAAAGACUGAGGUCAGUUGUAGAAACUGUAGUUUAUGUCACAAUUCUCUUUCCUUAUUUGGUAAUUGUGAAGGAAACUCCCCACAACAACAGCCAGCCAACUUUCAGCCGCUGGUUUACCAACGUUUUGUCUUAUUUUGUUACAUUUUUUGUUAGCAUUUAACCUACAAAAUCGAUUUUUUUUAACUUGAAUUUAAUUUUAAUUUUCUAAGUACUAUCAUGUUGUUAUUUCUUACUAGAGCUGUGCUUCCCUGAUAAUUGAUAAAAGUUUUGCAUGUGGUGCAGUUUAAGGGGUUGCAUUCUUUUGUUACAUGACAGCUGUAGUUUCUUUUUACAGUAUUUUUUUUGGCAUUGUAGAUCUUUUAAUGGCCAUGAUGUCAUAAUAAAAAAGAAUGAACUCAACAAUAAAUUAUACUCAUACGAAGUGGUUGUUUCAAACCACAGCAGUGAAUCAGUGUAUCCUCUAGAGUUUAGUUACAUUUUUUUUGUUUCUUAUUUAGCUGUUAAUUUUGAAUAAUAUUUCACACGUCAUUAAUUCGCAUUAUCUCUUUUGCAUUAUUUAUUUUUUCUUUGGUAGAAAUCAGGCAGAGGUUCGAGGCCAACAACUCCAAAAAUUGAUGAAAACAAUCAGAGACAAAAUGGGAGCCCUGUGCCAUCUAGUUUUGUUGAUGGGGGUAUACCACGCUUAAAAAUCAAGCCACCAAAGCCUGAUAAUUACAAUGCAUACAGCCCUAAAAACGCUGGAGAACAUUUGAAAUGUGAACUUGAUGACAGUAAACCUGUGAUAAGAAUUGCUAAUGCAGGGAUAGAUCAAAAACGAAAAGCAGACAUGCUAUCCUCCAGUCUUCCAUCACUCAAGCUAAAGAUUCCCAGAACACAAGAGCCCCAGGGGACUGGUGCCCAGUUGAGUAAAGGGAAGUUACAGCUGAGUGCAUCAGCGGAUUCCAGUCUUAAACUUGUUGUCUCAAAUGGAAAGAUUGUCAGGUAAGUUUGACAGUUCAUAUGGUGUUUGGUUUAAAAUCAAGACAUUACAGUGAAUGAUCUAAUAGACGGCCUCUCUCUCAAGUAAACGCCUCUUGUCAAUUAGACGCCCCUCUCUAAAAACGCCCCCCCCCCCCCCAUCAAACUUACACAAAAAUACUAGGAAUCAGCAAAAAGGGUCAAAAUCAUUAGGGUUUGCGCAUUUCAUUUUGUUUAAGGUCAAGUUUAAAGUAGGGAUCGAUUAACGAGGAUUCUGAGGUCGAAGUUGAGAUAUGCAUCUCUAUCGGCCUAGACUGGAUAUUACGCUAAUUUAAUAGUUCUCUUCACAUUUUCGCUGAAAGUAAGAUUGUUGCAAAGAUGAAAAUUAACGCCUCUCCCCUUAGAUGCUUCCUAUCUAUUCAGCACCCUCUCGUUUUAGAAAUAUGUCAUUGAGAAUGUUGAAAAUACCAUUUCCAAGCCGUCUACAUUUCAAAACUUCCUGGGAGGGGAUGCCCCCAGACCCCCCAAAAAAAAAACAAAGCCACCCUGUUGAAAUUGCGCUCAGCCGUCCCUGAAUAUAUCACUGUCCAGUGGAUAACGUAAUUGGUUUCCUUAAUGCUUAUCCAUUGAAUAGUGAUUUAUCCGGUGGAAAAUGCUAUCUAGCAGAGCCAGAUAAAUCACUAUCCAGCGGAUAAGUAUUAAAGAACCAUUACCAAUUGCGGUAGCCAACGGAUAGAGAUUUUUCCAGUGGAUAGUGUCAUCCACUUUUCAACAACUGGGGCCAGUUUGCUCUUAACGAGAUUGCCCAUCACACAAGCUUUCGAUUCGGAAACCUCGUUUUAUGUAAAUUGGACAACCUGUUACGUAGUUUGUCGAUAGUGGACUUUUUUAAUGGCUUGUUUAUUCAACUUGACCGAUUAAAAUGGAGUGGAUAGCCAUUGGUUGUCGUGCGAAACUGUCCACAGUGAAUUUCCUCGUGAUUAACCGAAACUAUGUUCCGUUUAACAAAAGAAACUCAACCGUUUCGCUUGUUCGUGUUUUCUUGGCAGCAACAACAAUCGUAGCAGCAGAAAGAUUACUGGGAAGAAGUUCCAGCCACUCAUGCAGCAAGAUGUAGCAGAAGAAAGCAGUGAUGUUACAGAUGGUUCCUACACCUGCUCACCGUCCAAACAAGGACCUCUGCGGCUUAAAUUAUCAAGUACGUCGUAUUUAACUAGUGCAUUGAGUGUACUUCUUCCCACCCAUAAUUCAAAUUAAGCUUUAAUAGUUGAUGUGACUGCUUUUUCCUAUUCGGGAUGCUGGUUCAUUGCAGGCUCACCCCCAGCAGUAUGUCGUUGGUUGGCAUGCGUGGCAGGCGUUUGAGGAGGAAGGGAAGGGGAAGGGAUUUCGAAAUAAAGGCGCUUGGUAACGAGACGGUAAAGCUUGAUCCACGCCUCCACAAAUUGGGUAUUGGUAAAAAAUACUUUCCUAUUCUGACACUCUGGUCUUUCCUUUUCAGUGAACAGCAGUGCGUCAAACAAAAACGCCCCUUUCUUUCCGUCAAACUCAGCAGAGAGUAACAGCGAUACAUCGGACAAUGAACUUGACUUUAGUUUCGAAGGAACGCCAAGUCUCAUUCCCAUGCAAUCGAGAACGACACAAGGAAGCAUGGGGACGACUUAUGGUCUCCAGACCACGGGGUCAGUCUCUCGCACUCAGCAACCCAUGGCCGAGUUCGACUGGACCUCAUCAGCUGACCUUAAGUAAGAAAAUUGCUUCAAUUUGUUCAAACUUAUCUCAAGCUAUACUUUACAUGCCAUUUGCAUAAACGUUCAAUUUAGUUUUCCUGUGUAUUUCGCGUGAUAAUUAUCAUUAACGCCUGGGUCGCAAAUGGAGGUGAGUUUCCCAAGGGGUCCCGGGGACUCCAAACGCAAUUACACUCCAAGGUGUUAGAACACCCGACUGGCCCGCCCAAAACGGCACCCCAGUCACGAACCCCCUGCGCCAAGUCUCUCCCCGCCUUUACCACGUCAACAUCCCACUUGAGCCCGAGAUAAGAGAAAAAGGGAGGGAGGGGGCAUGUUGAACCUGAACAAGCCAUAAAGAGACAGAACGCCACGCUAUCGCAAUAACAGAACUCUGAACUCACGGCAGUGAGUCAUGUGAGGUGGGAAAGUGGAUGCCCUUACCUGGGAUCUCAGUGCCCCACCACCACGCAAACGCUACGAGCGCUACAAUACGCUAGAAAUGUCGGCCAAAGACACACAAAACGCCUCUAACAAGACCAUUGCAUCUUGGCUUUAACUAUGUUUUAACUGUAUUUAAAAAUUUCAGGGAAGAAAUCGAAGCAGCAAAGACUCUUUUGUUUGGAUUAAGUGCCGGAGCUGGCGUCAGUGCGCUUAGCGGUUCAUCUUUUCAGUCUAUUCCCAGUGCCUCUCUUAAAAUGACCAGUGCCCAGUCCUCUCAGCCACCUGUUAUACCCAACACCUCUCGGCUUAACUCGAAACGAGCAGGGAGCGAAAGUGAUUCUAAUAGCGAGGAUGAUGAUUUAGGAUUCGGAGAAUCAAACUACUUUCACGACAACAAAUACGGUAAGAAACUUUCGUCCAAGAGCAGUUUUAGUCUUUUUUUGAGAAAGCAGAGCGAUAGUCCUUAAGUGAAAUGAUAAACAAGCAGCAAGGCCUAGCAUCCCAGGCAGACCCUCUUAGGGCUUGGAUUCCGUGACCAGCCAAAAGAAAGUCUGUCUGGGAGGCUAAGCAAGACCGCGAACUGCGAGAAUCGCGGCGUUCUUUCUUCAUUCCCUCCUCGUUCUUUACUGCAUAUUUGCGUAAUUAUAAAUAAAUGAUCUAAGUCGAUAAGAGCGAUUACUCCCCGUCUAGAAACUGUAAAGUUUAGCCUGAACUAUGGGCUGUGGGAAUUAUAAUGGAUAAUGUAAGUACGUUUUUCUACCUUGUAGGUUUUUCUAAUUUGGUAGGAUCGUAUAGCACGCAACAUCUGUGAACAUCUGUAGACUAGAGGGAAACUUAAAGGGGCGUUUGCGAUUGUGAGUUUUUGUUUAAGGAAUUGUUUCCUUUCUUGUAGUUUACCCACCUCUUGCUGAGAUGGCGGAUGACGACAAAAGUAGUGGCUGGAAACCCGGUCAACGAAAGAAAAAAAGCGAAAAAGUCGACUCCACAUGGAAUCCAAAAAGUAAGAAAAUUUAAAGCUAUUGCAGUGAUUAUCGUGUGUCCUAUUCGCGCUCACACCGUCUGUUUUUGGAGGCAGCUUCUUCGCAGAAAGUAGUUUCCUUUGAUAAAAAAGGUAUAAUAAUUGCUCUGCCUACGAUGGUGUACCUGCGUGACAACCUGAUCAUCAUGUCCAAUCUUCACAUAUUCAUUUAUUAGGUAAGCUUCAUUGCUCACCCAAAGAAGCAAGGCCUGUUCGCCAAUCUGCGAGACGUAACACCGCUGGCAGUCUUCUGAACUCUCCACUGGAAGAGAGUGCGCCCACGGUAAGUGACUAUACAUGCGUUUUGGAGUUGGUGAAGUGAUGGCGUCUUCAAUUUAGGUGCACUUCAAAUAAUUCCCUCCAAAAGACGCUAUGCUGACUGAACCUGUUUAAUACAGUCAUGUCCAAUACACUCAACUAGAUUCCAGUGAACAAAAACUAGAGUCCACUGGAGUAACUAGAAGUCUGGUCGUGAAAUGAAACCGGAAGUACAAUUUAGCCUUGUGAAGCGUUGAAAGUCACUCGUACAGUCGCCUGGCGUUACCCUAGUCGUAAGAUGAAACCGGAAGUAUAAACAAUUUAACCUCGAGGAGGGUAGAAAAGUCAUCCAGUGGAGUCCAUUAGAUCCAACGAGACGCACUGAUUCCAGUGAAAGAAUCGGAAGUCUAGUCUUGAGAUGAAACCAGAAAUCUAAACAUUUUAAUGUCGGGGAGGCUAGAAUGGUCGAGACAAAGUUACCGAAAACUCAUUGUUAAAGCACUUUCUACCCCCUCAUGCGACAUGAUUGGAAUUUUCCAAAGUCUUUCAUAAAUAGAAAAUGUACAUUUCCAGUGGAGUCUAUUCGUGUCCACUGGAUCCCCAACCCUAGGUAGGACAUUCCUCUUUUUCACCACUAGACUUCUGGUUUUCUAGAGGAGGGCAAGAGGUUUCGACUAUAGCCUGGUUGACAGUAAUGGACAACCCUCGUUUAAUAUACCUAAAUUUACAGAAGGAAGAAAUUAAAGGACAGUCUCUACCAUCGUAUAGGUACUAUUAUCUUUCAGAAUUUUUGUCCCCAGUUUUGGGAUCUCGUCGAAGGGUCUUUAAGUCACGUGGCCACAUAAUUUAGAAACCUGAGCGAAAGUGGUUAGACUUUAUGACCAUCUGUCUUACCAAGAUUGUCAUGGUAUACUUUCUCAUCCACAGGAUAUACCAGCUUCCGGCGGAAGUUUAGAAGGUCGUGACCGAGAUAACGCAAGUGAAAGUAACGCAACGUUGCUACACGGAAGUGAACAAAGUUCAUCAUCGAAUACGACACCCAAUGUUUCAAAACCCAGUGACAAUGUAAAAGGUAGGGUUUGUUGAUGUAAUUAGUUAGUCUUUGUUUAUUGGCCAUAAACUCGUUCAGUGCUUGUCACGCAAAAUGGAAAAGCGACAGUGACUUUUUUUGUCAAGCGCUCUUGUAAAGUAAAUAUUUGCGUGCCGUCUGGUAGGUCGAUGUUAUUUUGUUCCCACCAGACACGGUAGGUCGGACUCGUUAUGAAGCCUUUAUGAAACAUCUUUCCCUUUGUUUCCUAACCCUAAUCACUGAACUUUAUUGAAAGGCAAUGCCACAUUCUGUAGGCCACAUAAGGUGUCUAAUCUGCCUCAGAUCGAUCGAUGUUACUUUGACUUUACCGUCUUACUAAACCACAGUCCCGGGCUAGGCAUAAAGAUACCGUAAGAUUCCGAAAAUAAGCCUCUCUAAAUAUAAGCCCCGUAAACCUGUAACGUAAAAACCCCUCCGUUAAAUCGCCCCUCCGAAUAUAAGCUCCUCGGGGGGCUUGUACUUGGAAAUUGCCCUCGAAUACAAAGUAAAGCAAAGCAAAAACGGUAAAUUUCCUUCCAACUAUAAGGCUAGCCCAAUCGAUUUUGAAACGCACAUUUCCCUCUGUACAUAAGCCCCUCAAAAAAUAAGCCCCUCAAAAAGGGCCCUUGAAAAAUAUAAGACCCGGGGAUUAUUUUCGGAAUCUAACGGUCGUGUUACAAAUUGUUGAAACUUUGCCUUGACAUAGUUUGUAUCUUAUCCACAGUUCAGUCCAAACGAGGAAGACACAAAGCUGUCACAACAACGAAACAACGUCUUGCAAAAAUCCUGAAAUUAGAUAAGAGUGGCAGGUACAUGAGAUGAGUAAACCAAGCAGCACAUUGCCGCCAAGGAUUCAGAUCAGAUAGUAAUAUAAGUCAAUUGCGUUUUCUUCAAAGUGAAAUAGUUUUACAAUUUGUUGUCAAUCGUCAAAUUGAAACAACUGAAAAAUGAACAACACUUCUGAGGUUGCAUUUGAAUAAUUUGGUUCAUCUCAUCUCGCCCUAAUGUUAUAACCAUGUUGUAAUUUAUAAUAAUUUUUUCCAAUGGAGGGUAUCACUUUUAGUCACAUUUAAGGAUUUCAUCCACAGAAUCAAAUAAUUAUGUGUCGCAUUCUGAUACACUGAUGAGAAUUGCUCAGAAAAAUCUAAAUAACUGAACCACUGCGAUUUUCUUCUGUUUAAAUAGCUAUUUUGUCAGGUUUAUUGUAUAAAGAAACUAUUCGUAUUAUUAAUGUCUUUUAUUAACAUCAAUAAUAAUUUACACAAUUGUUUGACCCGUAUAUUUUAUAAUUUAUUUGGCCGCUUUUGAGAACUCUCUGUUAGGCUCAAGAAAAUUAUUACAGAAACCAAUAACCUCUUUAAUAACUUUUGUCCUCAUAUUUCACUGAACGCAAUGGACUUGCAAUACCUUUUCGCUCAAUUUACUUUGUGUCCUUGAUGGGACUCACAGAGAAAGCGGGAGAAAAUAACCUUGGAGAGGGCGAGGUUGCUACUUGCCAUAUGGGGAACAAAGUCGUGGUACAAGGCGGUGCAUGGAUACUUAGAAUCUUAAGGGUCAGAGCAACAAUUAUGGCUGUACAAUUCAAUAUUUUAUUACACUGGAAGGGAAUACUUGCUGCAGGUUUUUAGGUGUAGCCACCUACGUAUAUUUGAAUCUGAGUGUGAAAGCGUGAGGACUAUCGCAAAUGGGGAAUUGGGUGCUGUGUGUCUAUAAUACUGUAGAAAUGCAGAAAAAAAAACAAAGAGAAAAAGAAAUAAUUUUUUUGAAAAAGAUAGUGAGGAAAAUGAAGUAUUUAAUUUAUUUAUGGUAUAUUUAUAAUUAUAAAUGUACGCGUGAUGGCUUGCCAACUUUGCUUAUCCAAAUGUGUUUUCAGCUUCAGUAUUACUAGUUUGAAUAAAGCGAUUUUUU
Molecule: messenger RNA, 18969 nt
Organism: Porites lobata
Lineage: Eukaryota; Metazoa; Cnidaria; Anthozoa; Scleractinia; Poritidae
Source: the annotation of a GenBank genome assembly